Hepatospora eriocheir is the source of this 546-nucleotide messenger RNA. Lineage: Eukaryota; Fungi; Microsporidia; Hepatosporidae. The record is from the annotation of a GenBank genome assembly.
AUGAAACAAGAAUAUAUUGAACAUAUCGAAAGUAUUAAAGCAAAUUCUGAUAGAAUGAAACAAAGAGAAGAGGUUAUUAAUUUUUUAAAAUAUCUUAGUUUCCAUGGAGAAAAAGAUCUUGAUCGAGAACAGAUUAAGUCUUUUUGCCAGUUUGCAAUAGAUAAUUUUCCCGGACAGUCUGAAGCAAGUGAAGUUCUAAAAAAAUACAAAAUAACUGUAGUUAAAAGGAAAAGAGUAAGUUUUUCUACUAAUCCACCUCUGUCUAUUGAAUCUAGAUCGAUGUGUUUUAGUGCUGAAGGGCUAAAACAGAAACAAAUACAAGAUAGAGUGAUGGAUUGCAAAAAUAGAUCAUCCCAAAAGAAAUUUCGACCUAAAUACAAAUUAGAAGUGAAAGAGAAUAACAUACCUAUACAUAUUUCAGUUUUGACAGAAAUUAAUAAUAAAUGGGAUAAGCCUUAUAGUGAAAAUUAUAAACCAUUAGGAUCAAUUGGUUUUACUGUUGAAGAAUUGUUGUUAGAGCCAAAAUUGUUAAAGAAAUUUGAAUAA